Molecule: messenger RNA, 4682 nt
Organism: Dreissena polymorpha
Lineage: Eukaryota; Metazoa; Mollusca; Bivalvia; Myida; Dreissenidae
Exons: 7
Coding region: 3370-4242 (290 amino acids)
Biological process (GO): cell adhesion; extracellular matrix organization
Cellular component (GO): extracellular matrix
Molecular function (GO): cell adhesion molecule binding
Source: RefSeq, a predicted model, not a curated record
AAGAUAUGGGACACAGUGACGUGAGUAAUAACACAGUGUCUGGCAAGCAGAAAAAAAGACGUUCCAAAGUAGACUUAUUAGAGGAACGUUUUGACGAGAAAUACGGUAAACUUGAAAACACUUUACACAAUAUUGUUGCAUUGUUGCAAUGCCAGUCACAAAGACAUGGUAAUUCAACGCAGGGGAAUGGCAAAAGCCCCAAAUGACCAGUUGCCAAAUUAUCGAUCGCUCCGCCCACAUAGUCACGUGGUCUAGUGAUAAGAAAACUCCGACAAGCAGAUCGCAAUUAUAGCGGAUUACGUGAGGGAAUUUCUAUAUUUGUAAUGAUGUAUUAUGCUCUUUUCUAUAAUAUAAAUCAUUUAAGCCGCACACUAAACUAAACUGCUUUGUAAAACGUUAAUACAAUCAAAAAAACUUUAGAGAGAAAUGGCGUAAUCAAAAUAAAUGAGUUAACGGCAGACUGACUAUCAGAAACGUUUCUUAUACAUAUAAUAUAGGGAGUUGAUGAAAAAAUCCGUUGUAAAAAAUGAGCAUUUAUUUCAUAUUAAUUUUGAACUUGUAUUCAACCGUCUGACAGUGAACCCGGUGGCUAUUCAUAUAUAAUUUUGAAAAUAUUUUUAUUAAAUGCAAAUUACAUAUCCAUAUCAUGAUGGUUUUUUUGUGUAUUAAAAAUGUUUAGAUCUUUGUUUUAUUGUGUUAUUUUUAAAAAGACACCGAUUUUUUUUUUAUUUAGAUAUAAAUUAAAUUUUGAUUGUAACCAUAUUUUAAAUACAGGCCUAAUUUCGUGGUUUCAUUAACAGAUAGUCUAAUAUGCAUUUUAUUUCAUUUAUGUUUAAUGCGAACCUGUUACAUUUCACUAUCACAAAAUGAAAUGUUGGUAUUUCGGUGCUGUUCACGAACAUUCGAAUUGAAUACAUUUAGCAUAUUAUGCAUUUGCUUAUUUAUAACAAGAUGACCCUUAUAUGUUAAUUGCAAUUUUUCAUUUCUCCCCGUAUCAAUAUAUGUUGUAUUAGAAAUGUUGUUGUUGUAUUAUAAGCCGUACAUUUUACACUUGAAGUCGCUUUAAGCUGGCUAAGCCGCGUUGAAAUCACCUUUUUGUUGUUUACAUUGGUUAAAACAAUAUUUAAGUUAACAAUUUAUAAUGAUUUCCAUUGUUUAUGAUCCACAGAAAAUAAAUAUAUAAUUGGAAAUCAUUUAAGUAAUUAAAUAGUUUUCUUUUCUUGUGUACAGUACCUAACAAUGCCUUAAUGUUCAUUCAUUCUGAGAUCCACGCAACAUACUGUCAUUUAUUAAUCAUCGACAAUUACGCUGAGAUUAAUAAGCACGUGUGGCAAUUAUUAUGUUGCCCAAACUGCUCAAUAAUAUUGUGCAUCAAACAGUAUAACACGUUUUAUAGAACACACACCUGGUGUAGUUAAACUAUUUAUUGUGUUUGUUUUCUCAUUACUCGUUCAUAUGUUCAAGAAAUAAAGAUAAAAUAAUAACCUUUUAUAAAGUAUGUAUAGCACCUACAAUUUUGAAUAAUGAUCGAACAGUAAUGAUCAUGCAUUUGAUAUUAAAUCUGUGUAAACUCUUAAAAAUUACGUCCAUUCCAUAUGUACAACACGCUUUGUUUGUCGGACAAAAUGGCGGCCAGAUAAACGUUGCUGAGGGGUGUGUGAAAAAUCGAUAUCUUAUUGGCUGAUCGACAAAAUGUGGGCGGAGUUGGCGACUGGUCAAUUAUGACCAGGGGAGUGAUAAAAGCCCCAAUUAUGAAGAGAGAACUGGUCAAAGUUCCACAAGUAAUCGUCAAGACGACGUGCUUUCCAUUCAUCCUGCUUCCUCUGAACAUUUUUCGUUGUCUGAUUCAGAAGAGGAAGACACAGAGCACAGUGCGAGUGUACGCAGGUGUUUGAAAGACAUUUUUGGAGAAGAUGCAUGUUUGAAAAAAGAUGCACAAAAGCCAACUGGCAUUUGCUUAGAAAAGUCACGGAAAGAAAUUUUUGGAACAAAGCUAUCGGUCUAAGACACCUAAUAAUGUAACAGCCUUUUCUUAAGAGUGCAAAGAUUUAUUUCCAGUUGAUGAAGACACUGAACAUUUUUUACGUGUACCUACAUUGGACGAUAUUGUAGACACGUGUCUAACAAAGAAGUUUGGUUCUAGAGCUUCAUUCGCUAAACAUGGAACUUUUCUGUUUUCACAACCAAACAAAAUGGUGGAGAAGACCGCAUACAGAGGACAACAAAGUGUAUACAUGGGUAUUGUUACACAGAUGUACAUGCAACAAGCUCUUGCAAUGUUAAUGGACAUGGUUACAGAUAAACCAGACAUUGAGAAAAAAGUGAAUGACAUUUUUGCUUUAUCCACAAGAAGUCUAGAUCAAUUUGGUAGAGCAGGAGCAUUUUUUCAUAUCAUACGUAGACAAGUCACAAUGAGCGAGACUUCUUUAUAUGAACUUGAUGAUUCAAGGACAAUCAGUAACCUACCCUUGAGAGGGGACGGGGUGUUUGGUGAAGAAAUGGAAAAGACUCUCAAACAAAAGAAAGACAAAAGAAAACACUUGAAGAGUUAUUGCCGGAAAAAUUGCAAAAGAAGGAAACAUUUAAGAGGAAAGCCAGUGACCAGACAGAACAACAAACAUCUGUCAAAAGACAAUAUGUUAAGACAAAUACAAGAAUGGGUGUUCAGCCAAAUGAAUACAACAGUGCGCCACCUACAUUUCGCAUUCCAAAAUACAAUGCGGAAUCACGAAGUACUUUUCGAACGGAGCACAGAUCUGGUAGCUCGAGAGGUCGGGGCAGCUAUACAGCCAAUAACAGACCAAGGGCUACAGUGUCCAAGUUUAUGAAAAAAAACACGUCAAUUUUCAACCAAAAUGUGUGUUUUGCUGGAUACAUAAGAUAUGUAUCGCUACAUGUGCCGGAAAAUGCCAAUGCGACGUUGUUUUAGACUUAUUCUGCGGAGAAAACGGUAUUCCUUGACAUGUGCGUGCUCAACAACAAUUGUUCAAGAAGUUGUCCGUGUACAACAGCCAUGUGCGUGCUCAACAGCAAUCGUUAAAACCAAUCGAAACUCAACUUUACCUUGAAAAUAAAGCCAUUAGCAAUCGAUGUAUCCAUUUUUUGUAAGUUUCAAUGAUUCCACAUGCACAACUGGUACUUAAACAGUGCUAAUUAUUGUGAAAACAUUGAUAUUAUUGUAAGUGCGUGUACAACAGCAAUUGACGGUUCAAGAAAUCGCAAAAUAUUCCAUUAGUAAUCUCCACACUCCGACCAACCAGAGGGAAACGGUUGAUACUCUAUGAAACCGCUUCCGGCUGGCCAUAUGAUAGGCGUUAUCCGAUAAAAAACAACCACGCACUGCCAUCUUUCACGUAAUAUCAAGCGUACAUGGGCGCUAUGUUCGAUGGCAGUCGAGUGUUCUACACCGAGAAUCGCUACAAUACGACCUUCACCUUUGUACAUUUGGACCCUACCAAUAUCACAGAAAUUGCUUCGGUUGAUAUUGGCUACACGAAUCUCAGACGGUCUUUCGACCUGGUGCGUGACGGCAUCGCGUGCAGUAACGGCAUUAUCUACGUCAUCGACGGCUUCCUGAACUUCCCGCUGAAUGACGCUCACUUUGAGUUGACGCAUCAACCGGAUGUUAGUCUUGGAAGCGAUCAGCUGCUGAAGCUUACACCGAGCGACUCCGGUAUCGAUCUGACGUCAUUGAAGACCAUGUACACGGUGUUCGUUCCCUCGGACUCUUCGCUGGACCCGCAGCAUCUCAGUAGGCCGGAACUGGAGUACAUAAACGCCAACCUCACCAAGGACGCGAAGAUGGCAGUACAGCCAUUUGUUUUUCUUCUUUAUAACGUACCCAUCGUUCGCCGCCAUAUCGUCCCCAACCAAAAGGUGGAUUACGACAGCAUCAUCGACGGGUCCUUCGGCGCCUACGCAGGCAGCAUAAAUAUCACAGUGAUAGCUAGAACUGACGGGUUUUAUCUCCGUUGGGAUGACAUCGAAGCCAAGAUCGUCAAACCAAACAUUUUAGCCAUUAACGCAAUAAUACACGUGGUGGAUCGGUUCCUCAUGACGUCACCAUACCAGACCACCACACUUCCGCCAACGACGUCGACGACUACUCAAAAACCUGUAUCAUCCGGUCAUACUAUACACGGCUCAGUUCACGCCCAUUAUGCCUUAUUUAUUAUUUAUUUCGCGUAUUUCAUUUGUUUCGUGUUUUCACAAGUUGUCAAGUAUUUGAAUGUUUGUAGAUGAUGCAAGUGAAAUAUUUCAUGAAUUGUUUCGUUUUUUUUCUUUGAAAUACGUUGUGUUCUAUUUUUAUUGUAUACAACGCAACAACAUUUGAGGUCAUGAUGCAUACUUGAUUAUGUAUUAUACUUUGAAUUGUUCACGCGCCCUUUAUUUUAAGAAACGAUUGAUUGUUUAUUUUUGUUUGCUUGUAUUUUUUUUUUGCUGAACAAGUGAUCUUAAUGUGUGGCGAUGAAACCGUCUUCCAUCUUGAAUAAUUCGGGUUUUGUUUUAUUACUUAUAUUGUUUGAAAUAAACAUGUGUUCAAUUACUUAAUUAUGAGUAAUGCAUGAGUAUCAUGAAUCAUGUAUUGUUUUCAGAUUAUUUUGUGUUUAUUACAUGCUUGACUGUUGUAACGAUUUUAGUUAUAGCAUUUUAAUACAUGUACUAUUAAACGAUUUCAGGAU